Molecule: messenger RNA, 740 nt
Organism: Magallana angulata
Lineage: Eukaryota; Metazoa; Mollusca; Bivalvia; Ostreida; Ostreidae
Product: E3 ubiquitin-protein ligase HRD1-like
Exons: 5
Coding region: 32-568 (178 amino acids)
Source: RefSeq, a predicted model, not a curated record
GUAACCUACUUCUAUGGAAUGAAAAUGAAGUAUGGAAUGCUCCGGAAAACUUCUGUGUAGUUUCUUGUGCCUGGAGUUGGCUGCUUUAUUAAUGUUCGUCUUUUGCCUUAUAUUACAUGCAUUGAAUGGCGGUACGUUCAGUGUUUCAGAUGUCGUUUUUAUCUCAUCUGUGCUAACUAUUUGUCUUUUUAUAAUGACCAUUACUAUAUGCUUGUGCCUGGCUCCAACUUGCAGACCUGCCGUGACUUUAAAACUUCGUAAUCGACGUAAACAUAUUGAUUCAGAGGAUGUGAUCACAAGGAAACUUACAGUUUUGCACGACACAUUGGAUCACGAUUGUCCAAUAUGUCUGACAACAACGCAGAAAUUGACUGUGCAACUGAGCUGCAAACAUGAAUACCAUGAAUCAUGUAUUAGAGAAUGGUUUGAAAGAUCCGGGAACUUUCGUUGUCCAGGGUGCCGCCAAGAGUGCUUGGACCAGACAGAGAGAACACCAGAUGUUUCAUCUGUUGUUCAAACGAUAAAGAAAGACGACAUUUCAACCUUUCCUCUCAUUGAAAACGUUUAGAAAUGUUGUUUUGUUUGUUUUUGUUUUUACGCAAAUUCCAGACUGAUAUUAUUUUUAUAUACUUUUUUGUAUAUCUGUCUAUGUAUAGGUAUAUUGACAUAUCUUUUUUUAAAAGAACACAAGUCAUUCAAUAGCAUGUAUGCAAGUGACAACUUUUUAAAUUUAUAAGAUA